CAAUGAACUGAGCCAUGUUCAAAUCCCCGUUAUGUUGAUGCCAGAUGAUUUCAAAGCGUACUCAAAGAUAAAGGUGGACAAUCACCUUUUCAACAAAGAAAACAUGCCAAGUCAUUUCAAAUUUAAGGAAUAUUGUCCAAUGGUUUUCCGUAAUCUAAGAGAGAGGUUUGGAAUUGAUGAUCAAGACUUUCAGAAUUCACUGACAAGAAGUGCACCCCUUGCCAAUGAUUCCCAAGCACGCAGUGGUGCCCGCUUUCAUACAUCUUAUGACAAAAGAUACGUCAUCAAAUCUAUAACAAGUGAAGAUGUAGCAGAAAUGCACAACAUACUGAAGAAAUACCAUCAGUUUAUUGUGGAAUGUCAUGGGAAUACACUUCUUCCCCAGUUUUUGGGCAUGUACCGGCUUACUGUUGAUGGAGUUGAAGUAUAUAUGAUUGUUACAAGAAAUGUCUUCAGCCAUCGUUUAUCUGUUUAUAGAAAAUAUGAUUUAAAGGGCUCUACUGUGGCUCGAGAAGCCAGUGACAAAGAAAAGGCCAAAGAGCUGCCGACGUUCAAAGACAAUGAUUUUAUUAACGAUGGCCAAAAGAUUCAUAUUGAUGAGAGCAACAAAAAGAUGUUCCUUGAGAAACUCAAAAAGGAUGUUGAGGUAAGAAUGUGCCUGUUCAGUUAUAUGUGA
This is a messenger RNA of Eurypyga helias (sunbittern), 676 nucleotides long. RefSeq names its product phosphatidylinositol 5-phosphate 4-kinase type-2 alpha-like. The record is from RefSeq and is a predicted model, not a curated record. Gene Ontology annotation, molecular function: phosphatidylinositol kinase activity. Lineage: Eukaryota; Metazoa; Chordata; Aves; Eurypygiformes; Eurypygidae. The transcript is spliced from 6 exons. Gene Ontology annotation, biological process: phosphatidylinositol metabolic process. The coding region runs from base 32 to 676 and encodes 214 amino acids.